AUGGAGGAGUACAAUAAUCUCAACAAUAUGAGUGAUUUUGCUGGCUACUUGAAUGAAAGUUUUCAAAAAGAUUGUUACUUAUUUUGUUUAGGAAAACAGUGCAGUAACUCUCCGUGUUUGAGGUGUUUCAGAAUUCGUUUAACUAUGGCCAAAGUAAUUUACAACUUCAGGAAGAAGAGAGGCAUUUGGUUAAAUAAAUCCCACGUUUUUACAGAUGAAGUAGUCAGUGGUAGUUCAUAUGAAAACUUGUUGGUUGCCAACAGAAACACAGAAGAGAAGGAUAAUAGAGGAAAAAGGGGUCAUUAG
This is a messenger RNA of Echinococcus granulosus, 306 nucleotides long. RefSeq lists its product as hypothetical. Bases 1 to 306 code for a protein of 101 amino acids. The record is from RefSeq and is a predicted model, not a curated record. Lineage: Eukaryota; Metazoa; Platyhelminthes; Cestoda; Cyclophyllidea; Taeniidae. The transcript has 3 exons.